Chlamydomonas reinhardtii is the source of this 4218-nucleotide messenger RNA. RefSeq lists its product as uncharacterized. Lineage: Eukaryota; Viridiplantae; Chlorophyta; Chlorophyceae; Chlamydomonadales; Chlamydomonadaceae. The coding region runs from base 40 to 2784 and encodes 914 amino acids. The transcript is spliced from 9 exons. The record is from RefSeq and is a predicted model, not a curated record. Gene Ontology annotation, molecular function: ubiquitin-protein transferase activity. Gene Ontology annotation, biological process: protein ubiquitination.
AAGCGCUGUUGCCACCAAGAUAAAUUCUCAAAGUCUAGUAUGUGGCGAGGAGUCUCAGCGCAGCGUGGGGAAGGCCGAAGAGGUGCAGCACUGCACCAGGCUGCCGCAACGCACCUUCCAGAGGAAGAUGAUGCCUCUGAUAGGUCAUCAGCAUCAUCGCAGGGCGCGCCCGCUGCAACCCCAGCCGCUGCCAGCACCCGCACAGGGGCGGCGGCCCCCUCUGGCGGCUGCGGCCCUGUGCCGUGGCUGCAGUGGCCGAUGAGGGGCCCGGCGCCGCCGCCCUCCGCACACACACAAACCCGCACACCCGCAUCCGCCCCGCCACCCACACCGUCGGUCCGGCCGCCGCCCGCACCAGCAGGCCCCGCCAGUGCCACCACAGCCGCUCGUGCUGCUUCCGCCGCUGCUGCUACUGCUUCCGCCGCUGCCACUGCGGCGGCCCCAACAGCCGCCAGCCAACAGGCGCCCGCAGCUGCGGUGGUAGCAGUGGUGGAGGGCAGGGCGGACAGCGGUGCCAGCGCCGGCACCAGCAACCGCGGUGGCGGGGAGGGCGGCGCCGGCACGAGCAACGCUUUGGUGGUGUACCGGCCGCCACUGCUGCCUGCAGAGGUGGUGGUGCAGGUGGCGGGGCGGGUGGCGGGAACGGCUUGGACGGCGCUCAAGCUGCUGCACCGCUACACGCUGGUGCCCGCGGCGUCGUGGGCGCUGCGCAGCCUGAGGGCGUUCAUGGAGGAGCGGGUGCGGGUGCAGCGCGCACUGGCCUCCCGCGCACUGCACGUGCCGCGUCUGGAUGAGCCACAGCUCCGACCCGCCGCCGACACAUUCAGCCCCAGCCGCCGCACCGUCGCCAGCCCCUUCGGACUGGUGUUCUACAGCGCCACCCUCAGGCUGCCGGCCACAGAGGUGGCGCCGCCGGCGCCGCCGGGCGGCGGGCGUGCCGGCGGCGGCGGCGGCGGCGUGUGGGGGCUUCUGGGCUUGGGUGGUGGAGGCGGGGGUGGAGGCCAAGGAGGUGGAGGUGGAGGCGGCGCGGCGACGGGUCGCAAGGUGCUGGCGGAGGUGGAGGUGGCGGUGCGGCAGACGAUGCUGUGGUCCAUGGCAGACGUGGACGACUUCUUUGCCGAGGCGGGCGCCGGCUGGCAGUUUCUGGCCCGACUGGAGGUCACGGCGCCAGCCGCCGCAACCCGUGCUACUGCCAACACCGCCGCUCGCGGGCAGCGUGCUGCUACUGCCGCCGGCAGCAGCGACAGCAGCAGCAGUGCGGCACGCGUGGUGCGCCCGUGCGCCAAUGUGGUGUCGUACAUCGGGUGCUGCCCGGCGUCGGCGGCGCACGUGUACGAGCGGCCGGAGUACGAUGCCGUACUGCGUACGGCGCUGUUGCCGUGCGGCGCCGGCUUUCUGGCGUUGGGGUUGGACCGGUGGGAGGUGCGGCUGGCGCUGUGUGGGCAGCUGGUGGCGGCGGCCAGGGAGCUGGUCAAGCGGGGCGUGGUGGCCAGGGACCUCAACACCAGCCACGUCAUCCUGCAGCUUCAGGACCCCUCCACCUCCUCCGCCUCCUCCUCCACCUCCUCCAACCCCACCCCUUCCUCCGCCUCCGCCUCCGCCUGUGGGCUGCUGGCGCUGCUGGCCCCCGGCUGCGGCCUGCGCGAGCUGCCGCCGCUGCGCGAGAUCACGCUGGAGCCGCCGCAGCAGCAGCAGCAGCAGCAGCAGCAGCCAGAGGACCGCCGCACCCCGGCGCCCGGCGGGGCAGCGGGCUCCGGUGAGGGUGUGGCUGUGCCGGUGGAGGCGGACGUGCUGGCCCGGAACACGCGGGUGGCGGCCAUGGCCCGCGGGCUGGGCGACGUGCUGCUGCAGCUGCUGACCGGCCCUGACGCCACGCCCUCAGCCGGCACCCUGCUGGCGGCGCUGUGUGACGCCGGCGCCGCUCGCCUGACGGCCGCGGCGCGCGCCGCGCCGCCGCUGACGGAGGAGGCGGCCUUCCCGCUGCUUGCCGCCGUGCACCCCCUGCUGGUGUGGGGUCAGGCGGGCGAGGGCAGUGCCAGCAGCAGCUCAGCGGGCGGCGCCGCCACAAGGCGAGGCGGCGGGGAGACUGCGGGUGGCGGCAGUGCAGUGGCCAGGGAUGCGGCGCCGCUGCUGCAGCAACACCUAGCGGAGGUGGCGGCGGCCGUGGCGGAGGCGGAGCUAGCAGUGGAGGCGGCGGCGGCGGCGGGAAGCAGGCGGCCCCAACCACAGCCGCAGCCUGUGCAGCCGCCUCAGCCGCAGCAGCAGUACCCGCCGGCCGCGGCAGUGGCCACUGCGGAAGACCCGUUCGCAGACGCCACCGCACCGCCGCUGCCGCCGCCGCCGCCCAGCGCGCUUGACGGCUACCCCUACCCCCACCCGCCCCACCAGCGGCCGCAGCCGCACACGCCCAGUGCGCCGUCGCCGCCAUCCUGGCAUGUGCCGCCCAUUCCCAGCCCUUCUCCCUUCCCUCCUCCUUCCGCAACCACCGCCAACCCUACUCCCGCCAACCCCACCUCGCCUGCACCCGCCACCGCCGCCGCUGCACCGCCUGGCGAGCUGGUGUGCCCCAUCACACAGGAGCUGUUCGAGGACCCGGUGGUGGCGGCGGACGGCCACAGCUACGAGCGAGCCGCCAUCGCCAGGUGGCUGGCCGACGGGCUGCGCACGGGGCGGCCGGCCAGCUCGCCGCUGACGGGGGCGGCGCUGCCGCACACCGCGCUCACGCCCAACUACGCGCUGCGCGGGCUGGCGCGGGAGUGGCGGGAGCGGCACCCCAACGGGUGAAGGAUGGGCCUGUGCGCGGGAGUGGCGGGAGCGGCACCCCAACGGGUGAAGGAUGGGCCUGUGCGCGGGAGUGGCGGGAGCGGCACCCCAACGGGUGAAGGAUGGGCCUGUGCGCGGGAGUGGCGGGAGCGGCACCCCAACGGGUGAAGGAUGGGCCUGUGCACGGGAGUGGCGGGAGCGGCACCCCAACGCGUGAAGGAUGGGCCUGUGCGCGGGAGUGGCGGGAGCGGCACCCCAACGGGUGAAGGAUGGGCCUGUGCGCGGGAGUGGCGGGAGCGGCACCCCAACGCGUGAAGGAUGGGCCUGUGCGCGGGAGUGGCGGGAGCGGCACCCCAACGCGUGAAGGAUGGGCCUGUGCGCGGGAGUGGCGGGAGCGGCACCCCAACGGGUGAAGGAUGGGCCUGUGCGCGGGAGUGGCGGGAGCGGCACCCCAACGCGUGAAGGAUGGGCCUGUGCAGCAGUGGCGGGAGCGGCACCCCAACGCGUGAAGGAUGGGCCUGUGCGCGGGAGUGGCGGGAGCGGCACCCCAACGCGUGAAGGAUGGGCCUGUGCGCGGGCUAUGGGGUGGUGUACGGUAUGGGAGGGAGAGAUAGAGAUGUGUGGUUGUGUGUGUGUGUGUGUGUGUGUGUGUGUGUGUGUGUGUGUGUGUGUGUGUGUGUGUGUGUGUGUAUGUGUGUGUGUGUCUGUGUGCGUUUGUGUUGAGAGGCACUGGACUGGUACUCUGGUAGUGGAGAGAACUGUGUGUUAAAGAGCACAAGGAUAACGUAGCGCAAAGACAGAGAGAACUGUGUGUGUAUGUGUUUCCAGGUGUGUCUGGGCUUUGUUGGUCGGAACUUUGGCAACUUGAUUGUGGACUAGUGCGUGUUGGCAUCUGGUGUUGGUCUGGGCCUUGCGCGGGCCGGCCAGCGGCCUGCGGGAACCGGCCUGCGGCUGCAGGACUGCAGGGCCCUGCUGCGGUGUGUGUUCAUUGCUCGAAAGCAGCAGCAGUUGCGGCGUGCAUAUGCGUAGCGGAGGGGGCGCGCAAGGCCACGUGGAGGAGGACGACAGGGGCGGCAUUGCCAAGCAAGAAGCGGCCCCGGCGCGCAGGUAGAUUGAGGCCGGCCGGUGUCUGGUUGGCGGUCUUUGCUGGCGAGCUUAGGGCAGCACAGUAUGUGGUUGGCCGCAACAGUGAGGAGUGUUGGAUUUCCUGCUGUUUGGUAGAUUGCUGGCUGUGCUUGAGCUUGGCAGCGCGACAUGGCUGGACGCAUGGCGGGUCGUGCCUGCACGAACCAAACCCGGCGAUGUCCGCGACCUCAGACUGGAGACGUGGCGUGGGCUCAGCUCACGUUUCCCUUGCGCGGGUAAACAUCCUUGCUUGUCUUUUACGAUUUCUCCCCGCCGCUGCCCGCAUGCCACUCAAGCCCAUUUAUCCGCAUCAGUCUCAAUCUGAGCCUC